UGUCAAAAGGAGUAAUCGAGACUGCGAUUUUGGUUGAUUUUUAUUCACAAUCCCUGAAUUUUAAAAUUACCGUUAAAUCCGAGCUCUAUGUAUUGCAUUUAAUUUGUAACAAAAGAAGUUCUUCUGCAGUGUACUAAGUAGAUGUGUGUAGUUCGUAUAGAAACAUUUCUGUUAUUUGAUUUCGUUUGUCAGUUUUUCUUACAAGUUAUUUUGCGCGGGAAGCCGGGAAUCGCAUCUAAAAUCUUGUGAUGAGAAUUGAACCUGAUUUUUAAGCCCACCUUCAACAUGACUGAUGCUUUGUGCCAUUUAGUUGUAGACGGCAACGAGGUAUUGGAACUAAAAUUAGUGAGGUCUCCAGAUGAUAUCGAGGAUGAAGAAACUAGCUUCGCUCCAGAAAUGUGCCACCAAGUGUUUGGCGAGAACGAAAAUAUUUUUGGUUACACGGAUUUGCGUAUACGGCUCUACUACACUGCUGGGAGUCUUCAAACAUAUCUCGGCAUCGAAUACUCUGAAAAGAUUGAGCCCAGUAUUUCUGAAGGCAUGAAAGCUGAUGAUGUAGAAGGAGCUAUGAAAAAAAUCUUGGCACCUGGUUAUACAACAAAUUUAGACCAGUUUGUCUCAUUGUUAGAAAAGGACAAAGCAUUCAGGCCAAUGGGAAAAAUGCUACAUUCCUUUACAGCAACAUCUCAUGACGGGGGAGACAAACACACAUUUGAAGUGUACUUCUGUGACACAACCACCCCAGGUUUUCUGGCCUUCCAUGAGCGGCUACAGACGUUUCUGCUGUGGUAUGUGGAUGCAGCCUCCUUCAUUGAUGUAGAUGAUGACCAAUGGACCUUCUUUACAGUAUUCGAGAAGUACCCGACGAGCGAGGGCGGCCACGCGUACGCGGCCGCGGGGUACGCGACGGUGUACCGCUACUACGCGUACCCCGCGCACGCGCGCCCGCGCGUGUCGCAGGUGCUCACGCUGCCGCCCUUCCGCAAGCUCGGCGUCUGCGCCAACCUCCUUACGGCCAUCUAUUCUCACUUUGUAAUACUUCCAGAAGUCAUUGAUAUGACUGUAGAAGAUCCAUCUGAAGAUUUUCAGAGAAUCAGAGAUUAUGUAGAUUGCAAAAACUGUGAAACUCUACCAGCAUUUUAUCCAGCAAAGCUUUAUCAAGGGUUUUCGCCUGAGAUGGUGUCGCAAGCGUGCGCCAAGUUCAAGAUAAACAAAAAGCAGGUGCGGCGCGUGUACGAGAUCCUGCGCCUGCGCGCCACCAACACGUCCGACAAGACGCAAUACCUGCAGUACAGGCUCGACGUCAAGAACAGGCUCAACGCUCCUUUCCAGAAAAAGAAAUUAGAAAUGAAGAAACUGGAGAAAGUUCUGAAGCCGGAAGAGUACGCGGCGACGCUGAGCUCGCUCGGCGUGAACGAGACGCAGGGCCGCCUCGCCAGCCAGUACCUCGCGCUGGAGGCCGACUACCGCCGCGUGCUGCACCGCCUCGACCACGACUAGCGCGGGGCACACCACACCGACCACCACCGAAGCGGCUGAACUAAUACGACGAUCGUUUACAAAAUAUGCUAAUUGAAAAUUGUAAUGCAUGUUAUAUUAGUCUAUAAACGGCUGUCGCCUGGGCUCUUGCACCACGCAUGUUACAUAUUCAGUUCACAUUCGUGGUUGUCAAAUACGAAUACUUACAUUUACAAUUUACUUACGUAUUAGUUCAGUUGUUUUGUUUCACAAAACUGUCCAAAAAUGUAUGUCUAAUUAUAAUGUCGUAUUGUAAUGUAUCCAGUAUGAGUUAAUAUUUUAGUGAUUUUUUUAUAUCAUUUUAUGUAAAGACGUAAUUAGUUCUUUAUGAGAUGUAAAAUGAUCAAAAUGUAAGGUCUUGUGAGAAAACAAUGUUGUAUAUUUGGCUGUAACAAACAAAGAUCUAAGUUUAGGAAUUUCGACUUAUUGAAAAAUAAUGGCAGGGAUUAGAAUAGGAUGUCUAAAUGCAUCAGUUUAAAUGUUGAUGUUGGUUAAGAGAAAUAUUUGUCUGUUGAAUUGGAAUUUGUGUGUAGUUUUUCCUCGGAGCUGGUUUCUUUUUUUUUUUUGUUGGAAAGCUAGACUAGUCAUUAAUUGUGGAAUUCCAUACUUAAAAUGUAACUACAUCGAUUCAUUCAACAGCUUCCUUGUCUCAUUUGUAUAGCAUAGAGUAUUUUAACAUCUUAGACGUAAACUCAUACUCAUACUCUCAUUUGGAUAUGUCAAAAAAUACUAUUUCUGAGCCACCUACCAUUUCAGCUAAUAUAAAGCAUUCGUGGUACUUUGUUAACAUUGUAACUCUCCCAGAUGGGUUAACAUUAAUUAGGUUGUUAAUAACAUCAACACAUCAUUAAUUACGUUUUAUUUUUCGCUAAUACUUUGAACAUUAUCUUAAUUUAAUUGGAUAAGUUUUCAAGUAAAAUGUUGAUUUUUAUAAUA
Leguminivora glycinivorella is the source of this 2454-nucleotide messenger RNA. It is a transcript of the gene Hat1, whose product is annotated as histone acetyltransferase type B catalytic subunit. The transcript is spliced from 8 exons. Gene Ontology annotation, biological process: subtelomeric heterochromatin formation. The record is from RefSeq and is a predicted model, not a curated record. Gene Ontology annotation, cellular component: nucleus. Lineage: Eukaryota; Metazoa; Arthropoda; Insecta; Lepidoptera; Tortricidae. Gene Ontology annotation, molecular function: histone binding; histone H4 acetyltransferase activity. The coding region runs from base 286 to 1500 and encodes 404 amino acids.